Molecule: messenger RNA, 9753 nt
Organism: Loxodonta africana (African savanna elephant)
Lineage: Eukaryota; Metazoa; Chordata; Mammalia; Proboscidea; Elephantidae
Gene: CEP131
Product: centrosomal protein 131
Exons: 24
Coding region: 2109-5231 (1040 amino acids)
Biological process (GO): cilium assembly; regulation of centrosome duplication; intraciliary transport involved in cilium assembly
Cellular component (GO): centriolar satellite
Source: RefSeq, a predicted model, not a curated record
CCUGCCUAGCCCAGGGGCCUGGGACGGACGCCUCCUCGUCCAGGUGGGGGUUUGGAGGUUUCCAUGGCCAGCGCGGUGUUUACUUCCCCAGAGCUGGCAGCUGCACAUGUCAGCUGGGCAGCGGGGCCCAGCUCUUCACUGGGCGGUCCGAGGUUGGCCGGUGCCCCCAGGAGAAGAUCGGGCGGAGUUUUAGCACCACCGGAAACGCAUAGAGCAUAGCCAAGUGCACUGACCUGGCCAAACGGCAGACAGCCCAUUUCCAUCCUGGAAGGUGGAGGCCGGUGGGUGUAGGGGGCCAGAGCGGCCCUGCUGUGGGUGUCAGGCUAAAGGAGGCCGCACUACGCAGAGAGCCGAAUAGUCUUAAGUGAUAAGUGGGUGGAUGCCCCUGGCCAUCACAGUCCUGGAGGACAGAGGAGUUGAACCCUGCUUAUGGUCAUCAGUGUCCCGCCUGCUCGUGUUGGGUAACACUCCUUGCUCUUGUGGGGCUUGCAUUCUCACAGGGGAGUCCCACACAAUGAAGAGGGAUGGGGCAGUCAAUGGGUCCUCUGAGGUCUGAGGGAAUGGCCUCCGGGCAGAGGGACUGGCAGGUACAGAGAACGGUGGUUGCUGGGUUUGAGGGGCAGCACAGAGGCUGGCUUGGCUAACGUGAGGUGGGGGCAAAGGAUGGGGUCAGACAAAGAGAGAGGCAGGGUCUGAUCAGGUGGGUCAUUAGAAAUUUGGACUUUUUUCUGCCGGGCCUGGAAAGCCAGUGGAGGGUCUUCAGUGGGUUGGAAGUUAGAGUCCACCCAGAGGUGCCCCAGAAGAAAGGCCUGGAGAUCUGCUUCCAAAAAGGCAACCACUGAAAACCCUAUGAGCACAGUUCUACUCUGAUACGGAUGGGGCCCCUAUGAGUCAGAGUUGACUCGAUGAUGGCAACUGGUUAGAGUGAUCUCAGACACAGUUCAUAAAGAUCAGCUCUGGCUACCAUGUGGGAGAGAGGGGGUACGGUGAGUUGUCAGAGUGGGCAGGACAGUGGUUGGGCCAGGGUUGUGGGGUGGAGGAAGUGAAUGGGUUGGAGAUAGCCCUGACAAGGUGCUGAGAGCAGGCAUAGGGUACGGGAGGGGGGCGCCAGGUGAGAAGUAGCCCUUCGGCUCAGUUAUAGAGAGUACCGGCAGGUGGGGGGACAAGUUUGAGAUGGGCCUUGGGAGUGAUGUCUUGGCCUCGUUGACGUGGAAGUGCCAUCAGGGUUGGUGAUGUGACCCGGCAGUUAGGACCCAUCUGGGUGGAGGCACGGGUGGGUGGUGUCUGAAGCCAGCUGGUCAGAGGCGGCCCAGGAGAGUGUGGACAGAAGAGAGAGGCAGAGACUGAGCCUUAGGGGUCAGCAGAGGACCGGACUGUGGAAGCAAAGAGCAGGAUGCCACAUCCCGGAGAUCCUGAGUGUGAGCACCUUCUUGGGUCAGAGGCUUUAUGGCCAGGUGAGCUGGGGGACCCUGUAGACAGCAGUGAGCAGGGCUGUAGGGAUGGAGGCUCUGUGGCCAGGUGAGCCAGGGACCCUGUGGGCAGCAAUGAGCAGGGCUGUAGGGAUGGAGGCUCUGGCCAGGUGACCUGGGGACCCUGUGGAUGGCAAUGAGCAGGGCUGUAGGGAUGGAGGCUCUGUGGCUGGUAAACUGGUUGCUUGAUGCAGAACUUCUAACUAGAACCAGGUCCUAGUUAGAAUGGCUCAUGCCUGCCAGGGUUCCCCAUGAGCUGGCCUCGUGUCCCCUUGUCUGAGCCUUGUCACACCCUGGGAGAGGCCAUCUGUGGUCCUCAUGUCACAGGUGAAGAAGGCGAGGCUCAGAUGGGGAGGAGCUCUUGGGAUCACAUGUGGCACAUGGCUGUGCCUGGCAGGACCCUCCAGGGAGGUGCCCCUGUGUGCCCAACUAUAGCUAGAACCCUCCUGUCCUGCCUCAUGCUGGUGUUUUCCUGAUAAGGAGGCUGCCCCCUGGAGAGGAGGGGCUGGAUGGAGGAGCAGACCCCCGUGUCCUGGCCGGGCAGUGAGCACGUAGCCCCUGCGGGGAUGCUGGAUGCUGCGGCCUCAUAGGCCACCUCCCUGCCUCUCUUGAUUUGUUGCUCAGGCCGUCUUGCCCUUGAUGAAAGGUUUCCGGGCCACCAGCGGCCCUGCCGAGGGCAACCCCAGCAGCAUGGACCUGAGCCUGACCGGCCUGCCCCCACCCAUGUCCCAGCGCCCCAACAGCGCCUCCACCACCAAGCCCGUUGCCCGCUCCGUCUCUGUGACCACAGGCAGCGAGCCCAGGAGGAAAGCGCUGGAGGCCACAGGGCCCAGGGGCUCCCGUGCUAUCAACAACCUUCGAAGAUCUAAUAGUGCCACACAAGUCAACCAGCCGUGGGCCGCCACCCUCAGGAUGGUGGAGCCCCCUGACUUCCUGGCACUCUUUGAGAGCAGCACCAUGGGGAGAAAGAGGCUGGCCAGCUUGGGCAGCACCCCGAGCAAGAAGGGGGCUGCAUGGAAUGUCCUGGAUGACCAGCCCCAAGAGCUUACCCUGCCACCUGGCACUUGGAGCUCCGGUGCCCCCGACUCACCAGCUAGCCUGCGGAGAAGGGAGUGCACUGUGACACUGGCUCCCAGCUUCACUGCCAACAACAGGAGCAACAAGGGAGCUGUGGGCAACUGUGUCACCACCAUGGUGCACAACCACUGCCCGCCCAUGGAAAAGGCGCCCCCGCCCAAGAGCUCCAACCAGACGCCCCCCUCCCUCAACAACAUCAUCAAGGCAGCCACCACUGAGGGUGCCGAGGGCAGCAGCUUCAGGAAGCCCCAGGAGAGCAUCUCUAGCAGCAGCCACGUGGCUGGGAACAAUGCCAGGGGCGCCGGGGGGCUGUACAGGAGGAAGGAGGUGACGGAGGAGGAGGCUGAGAGGUUCAUUCACCAGGUGAACCAGGCCGCCAUCACCAUCCAGUCCUGGUACCGCCAGCAGGUGCAGCGGCGCCGAGCUGGAGCGGCCAGCCUGGAGCAUCUGCUGGCAUCCAAGCGAGAGCAGCGACAGCGGCAGGCAGAGGGGAACAUCCUGGAGCUGCACCAGCAGAAGGUGGCCGCCAGGAGGAGAGCCCGAGAGGAGAAGGCGCGCCAAGCCAGGCGGGUGGCCAUCCAGGAACUGCAGCAGAGCCAUGCCCAGAAGUCUGCUGAGGCUGAGGCCGGGCCACUGCAGGAGCCCCGAGGGAUGGGGAAGCCCAGGCCUGCCCAGGAGCUCCCCCUGACACCAGCGUCCACAGCCUUUCACGAGGCCAAGGCCAACAAUGUGGGGCCCAGCUCCCACACUGCAGGCCCCGAGCAGCCUGGCCAGCCAGCUUCCAACCCGUCUCCAGAACCCCGCUCCUCUCCAGAAGUCACCCCGCAGGACACCCACGCCCAGGACGUGGCCAGUGAGCAUCUGGAGGUGGCGGGCCCCACCAAGCCUAGGGUGACCCUCAGCGAGCUGCUGGACACCCUGCAGCUGCUGGAGGCAGAGCCUGAGCCACUGCCCCAGCCCCAGGCCUACCACAAGGAGAAGUAUGCCUGGAUCGAUGAGGAGGACGCCGCCAGCUCCCUGACUGCAGACAACCUGGAGAAGCUGGGGCGGCUCAGCGCGCCUGCUGGCCCCCCUGACAAUGGGACGUUGCUCUCGGAGGCCAAGCUGCACAGCAUCCUGAGCUUCCUGGACGAAAUGGAGCCGUCGGCGCGGGAGUGGCCAGCCAUGGGCCCCCAGUGGGAGGGGCUGGUGCUUCAGGCAGAGCUGGCCAGCCUGGAGCGCGGGUCCACGGGGACCACGGGAGUGAUGCGGCUGCGGCUGGAGGUGGAGGAGAAGCGGCAGGCCAUGGCACUCCUGCAGCGGGCGCUGGCACAGCAGCGGGCCCUCACGGCACGGCAGGUCAAAGAGGCAGAGAAGGAGUUGAGCAGGCAGCUGCGGCAGCAGCAGGAGCACUAUGAAGCCACCAUCCGGCGGCACCUGGCCUUCAUCGACCAGCUGAUCGAGGACAAGAAGGCACUGGGGGAGAAGUGUGAGGCUGUGGUGGCCAAGCUGCGGCAGGGGGACCACAGGUGGAAAGAGAGGGCAGCCCAGAUGCAGACGCAGCAUGAGCUGGAGCUCAAGAAGCUCAAAGAGCUGAUGAGCGCCACCGAGAAAGUCCGCCGUGAGAAGUGGAUCAACGAGAAAACCAAGAAGAUUAAGGAGAUCACGGUCAAGGGCCUGGAGCCUGAGAUCCAGAAGCUGAUUGCUCAGCACAAGCAGGAGGUCAAGAAGCUGAAGAGCCUGCAUGAGGCGGAGCUGCUGCAGGUGGAUGCGAGGGCCGCUCAGCGCUGCGAACGCCAGGCUGAGGAGCUGCGGGAGCGCCUGGAGCGUGAGAAGGAGGCGCUGGGGCAGCGGGAGUGCCAGCUGGCCCAACAGCGGUUUGAGCAGCACCUGGAGCAGGAGCAGCGGGUACUGGAGCAGCAGCGGCGCAGGCUGUAUGGCGAGGUGGCUGAGGAGAGGGAGCGGCUGGGCCAGCAGGCAGCCAGGCAGCGCGCCGAGCUGGAGGCGCUGAGGCAGCAGCUGGAAGAGAGCAGCGCCGCAGCGGGCCAGGCCUUGCGGGCCGAGUUUGACAAGGCAGCCAAGGAGCAGGAGCACCGGCACCAGGAGGCGUGGCUGCUGACCCGGGAGCGAGAACUGAAGGAGGAGAUCCGGAAAGGCAGGGAUAAGGAGAUCGAGUUGGUCAUUCAGCGGCUCGAGGCUGACAUGACCCAGGCCCGUGAGGAGAGUGAGCGGGCCGCCGAGAGCCGAGUCAAGCGCCUCCGGGACAAGUAUGAAGCAGAGCUAUCAGAGUUGGAGCGGUCAGAGCGGAGGCUCCAGGAGCGGUGCUUGGAGCUGAAGGACCGCCUCGGGGAGGCCGAGGGGGAGGCCGUGCGGCUACAGGGGCUGCUGCGGCAGAAGGAGCGGGCACUGGAGGAUGCCAGGGCGGUGAAUGAGCAGCUGACAGGUGAGCAGAGCAGCCCGGCCCAGGUGGUCCGGCAGGCAGCCACCGAGGAGGAGAACCAGCGGCUCAGGGCUGAGCUGGAGCGGCUCACACGGGAGAAGCAGGAGGAGCUGGAGGAGGUGCACCGCAGGGUAAAGUCAGCCCUGGCCAGGAAGGAGGAGACAGUGAGCGCUCUCCGGAAGCAGCACGAGGCUGCGGUGAAGCGGGCCGACCACCUGGAAGAGCUGUUGAAGCAGUGCAGGCAGCCGGCCCUGACUGCCAAGUGAGCUGAGGGACUCACGUGGGAGCCUCUGUGAAGAUGGACACCUACCUGUGUGAAGCCCCACCCCUCUGACUCACCCUGGGCUGGGGGUGGGGGGGUUGCCGGGCUGUAUUUUAACAGUAAAAGGUCGUUUUGUAGCUGUUGCAGACCUUGUGCUUGGCACUCCUGGUGGGGCGGGAGAGAAGAUCUGAAUGUGAACAGCUAGGCUGUCCUUCCUCCCUCUCCUCACCCUCCCCUACCGGCCCCACCCCAAGCCUCCAUCCCCUAUCCUGUCGUCCUGUCUCCCCUCACCCCCAGGCUCUGAGCAGAGAGAUGGGACUUUGUUCCUGGCCUUCUUCUCAAUUCCUUCCCCCACUCCUUUUCUCCCCACAACCCAGAGCUCAGGGGCUCCCCUCCAUCCAGGUGCCCACAGUCCCCUGGCCAGGGUAAGCAGACAGCCCUCCGAGGAGACCCUGUCCCCUCUUGAGGGCCCCCAGCAAGAGGGGUGCUGCAGAGUCCAGGGUCCAGAGUCGCCACAGGAGGGAGCCCAGGAAAGGGGGACUGGAUGGCCUGCCCAUGGGGAGAGGGCCUACCCAGAGCGCCAGCCCAUCCACGGAGGUUCCAGGCAGGGCAGCGCAGCGCUCUGAAGGGCAGCAGCUGGCGUCCCCUGGGGUCUCCCCUCCCUCUCAGACGCCCAGCCCCUCUGCUCACCGUCUGCUCAGCAGCUGCAGGGCUCUCCUUGGGGUCAGACCCCUGUUUUUCUGGGGCCUCUGAGGGAAACCAGGAGAGGGGAGGGCAUCAGACAAUCUCCUGGGGCCUGAAAGGAGGUGGCCCUCCUGGGUCAGCACUACAGCAUCUCCACAAGAGUCGAGGCCCUGGACAGAAAUGAGAAGGCAUGUCCAUGAGAGCAGAGUCCCCGGAUGAGGCAGCAGGGGUCUUGGAGUCAUGCAGAAACUGGGCUCAGGCCCCUAGGAGCCUCAGUCUCCUCCGACCAGGCAGGAGCCUCCCUGGGUGCGGCCUGGGGCCUGGGAUCCUGUGAGCAGACCUGUGCUGGCUGGGUUCUUUCUGAACCUGCUUGAGGCUCCCUCCUGGCCCAGGCCUCCUGGCAGGAGCACCAUCCAGGGUAUGGCAGAGUGUUUGGUCCCCUGCCCAGCGCCCUCCCUCCACGUCAGCUCCCCACCUGUCAAUGAUGGAUGGGGAGAAGGCAGAUUCUCCCUAAUAGCUAGCAGUCCUGGGCUGAGGUGAGAAGGGGCCCUGCCUUGCUCGGGGCACUGGGAGGGCUCCUUGACCACAUUCGAUUCCCUGCUCUCACCUGCCUCGGCUGCACCCGCCCCAGAGACAAAAAAAAUAAUAAUUAAUUAAUUAUUUUUUUUUUUUGAGGCCUCAAACCGGAGGGGCUCAGAGUAGACAGGGUGGCAGGUCUGGGUCAGCAGGGCCUUGCAGCUGAGGCCGGGGAGGGAGCUGGCUGCUCGCAUCCUUUAAGCUGUGGCACCCAGGAGGGACAGGGAACCAAAUCUGGAAGACACUGGGCUUUCCUGUCCUGGCACAAAUUUUGAUGCUGAACAAGAAUAUAUUUUCAUCUGAAGCUGUUAGGAGCUGCUAGGAGAAAGCGGCUGUGGAUCACUAAGCUGAGGUAUUUUUCACAAGUCAGGUGUGAAGGAGGAGCAGACAGACUUUCAGGGGCUUUUUCAGAGAGGGACAGGUAGGGGAGGCUUCUUUACAGCCAGGAAAACAGCCAAGCUCUGGGGUGGCUCUGUAGGAAGGGAGGGGUUCCUGAGCCCUGAUUGACAGGCGCCCCCUUCAUUCAUCCACACACGUAUGCACUUGUCCGUUCACAGACACUGAGCGCCUCCUGUGCCCAGUCACUCUGUCCCACCCCCUCCCAACACCUUCCCCUUCAUCACCUGGUUGGGCUUCCAUUUCUGUAUCUACUCCAGUUUUAGUUACCACGGAUCAUAAUAAAGACCACUGGCCUUGACGUCAAGGGCUCAGGCCUCCCAUCACUUCUCGGGUCUCUGUCCCGAACAUGCCUGCGGCCGAGGCCGGUGCCGAUGCAGCGGUGGUGGCAGCUUACGUGUCCUUUGCUGCGGUUGCCCGCCCUAGCUGGGAGGCACAUGGCCCAGAAAGGCUGAAGUGGCCAGUGGGCUGGUGGGGCACCCAGAGGGUGUGCCUGACUGCCCUGCCGGGCUGCCGCUUCACCUGUACAGGUGUGCAACAAAGAAGGGGGGAUCGAGAUGCCACUCCCAUUUCCUGGGGUUUAGGGGGUGUGACAACGUGUUUUAAGGGUCAGCUGUUAGGCCCAGCAUCCCAAGGAAGGGCCCAAGCCACUCCUGUUGCCCCCUCAGCCUUCCAGCGCCAUCUGCUGCAGGUGGUUAGAAACCCAAAGGAUAAGGAGGCUGGAGGACUGGUGUGCUCCUCGGGGCAUGGAGGAGUCUGUGACCCAUGGAGGGAGAUGCCCUGAGUCUCCACCAUCGAGGAACCCAGCUGCCAGCAGCUCAGUGACUCUCAAAGCCCCUUCCUCAUCCAAGAAGCCCUCAUGGCACAGUGGUUAAAGCUCAUGGCUGCUAACCAACAGGUCAGCAGCUCGAACCCACCAGCUGCUCUGUGGGAGAAAGAUGUGGCAGUCUGCUUCCAUAAAGAUUUAGAGCCUUCGAAAUCCUAUGGGGGCAGUUCUACUCUGUCCUGUAGGAUCGCUAUGAGUCAGAAUCAAUGGCAGUGGGUGGGUUUCUUCCUUGUCCAGGCUGGUGGGUGGCAGGUGAUGGGUGGGGGCAAGUCUCGGCCCCCAGGCAGGACACGGUUCCUAGGGGAGGGGUCAGACCUAGCCAGGCUGCGACAGGGUCGUAAAUGUACUCUACCAAAAAUUCCAACUCAUAGUGACCCUAUAGUACAGAGUAGAACCGCCCCAUAGGGAUUCCAAGGAGCGAAUGGUGAAUUUAAACUACUGACCAAAAGGCAUUUUGUUGUUGUUAGGUGCCAUCAAGUUGGUUCUGACUUAGAGCGACCCUAUGUACCACAGAACGAAACACUGCCCGGUCCUGCAUCAUGCUCACAAUCGUUAUGCUGGAGGCUGUUGUUGCAGCCACUGUGUCAUCCAUCUCGUUAAGGGUCUUCCUCUUUUCUGCUGACCGUGUACUUUACCAAGCAUGAUGUCCUUCUCCAGGGACUGAUCCCUUCUGACAACAUGUCCAAAGUAUGUAAGACGCAGUCUCGCCGUCCUUGCUUCUAAGGAGUAUUCUGGUUGUGCUUCUUCCAAGACAGGUUUGUUCGUUCUUUGGCAGUCCGCGGUAUAUUCAACAUUCUCCAGCACCACAAUUCAAAGGCAUCAAUUCUUCUUGGGUCCUCCUUAUUCACUGUACAGCUUUCGCAUGCAUAUGAUGUGACUGAAAAUACCAUGGCUUGGGUCAGGCGCACCUUAGUCUUCAACGUAACAUCUUUGCUUUUCAACACUCUGAAGAGGUCCUUUGUAGCAGAUUUGCCCAGUGCAAUGCAUCUUUUGAUUUCUUGACUGCUGCUUCCAAGGGUGUUUGUGGAUCCAAAUAAAAUGAAAUCCUUGACAACUUCAGUCUUUUCUCCGUUUAUCAUGAUGUUGCUUAUUGGUCCAGUUGUGAGGAUUUUUGUUUUCUUUAUGUUGAGAUGUAAUCCAUACUGAAGGCUGUGGUCUUUGAUCUUCAUUAGUAAGUGCUUCAAGUCCUCUUCAGUUUCAGCAAGGAAGGUUGUGUCAUGUGCAUAUCGAAGGUUGUUAUUGAGUCUUCCUCCAAUCGUGACGUCACGCUCUUCAUGUAGUCCAGCUUCGUGGAUUAUUUGCUCAGCAUACAGGUUGAAUAGGUAUGGUGAAAGGAUACAACCCUGAUGGAUACCUUUCCUGACUUUAAAACACUCCGUAUCCCCUUGUUCUGUCCAAACAACUAACUGCCUCUUGAUCUAUGUAUAGGUUCCUCAUGAGCACAAUUAAGUGUUAUGGAAUUCCCAUUCUUUGCAACGUUACCCAUAAUUUGUUAUGAUUCACACAGUUGAAUGCCUUUGUAUAGUCAGUAAAAAACAGGUAAACAUCCUUCUGGUAUUCUCUGCUUUCAGCCAGGAUCCAUCUGACAUCAGCAAUGAUAUCCCUGGUUUCACAUCCUCUUCUGAAUCCGGCCUAAAUUUCUGGCAGUUCCCUGUUGAUACACUGUCACAGGUGCUUUUGAAUGAUCUUCACUUUACCUGGGGUUAAUGCAACCCCCCUGCUCCACCUCUCUCCAUGGUCCAGCCCAUUUUGAUGAGCUUUGUCCUCUCCCAAAUAGAAUGCACUUCUGAUCCACAUUCCUUUUCUUUGAGCCAGGUGACAGCGUCAAACAAGUUAUUUAACUGUUCUGUGCCAGGCAUAUAAUUUGUGAUAUAACCGUGAACAAACAGACCAAAUACCUUUCCAUUGUUCUAGCGGGGGAGACCAAUAAUCAACAAUGAACUUAACACUCCAGGGGUUCUUCCCCUCUCCUUUGUUUAGGUUUAAUUUUUUAAACUUUUUAUAGCUUCUUGAAAAGUAUACUUACAUCAUCAGCACUUUUCCC